AUGCCAGUGCUACUGGUAAAGAAGAAGGAUGGGAGUUUGCGCUUAUGUGAUGACUAUCGGCAGCUGAACAAGGUUACUAUAAAGGAUAAAUAUUUGGUGCCAAGGAUCAAUGAUCUAAUGGACCAACUACAGGAUAAAUUUGUUGUCAUCUUCAUUGAUGACAUCCUUAUUUACUCUAAGACUGAAGCAGAACAUGCGGAUCACUUGCGAAUUGUGCUACAAAUCUUCAAGGAUCAAAAAUUGUAUGCCAAGUUAUCUAAAUGUGAGUUUUGGAAGAGUGAGGUGAAAUUUCUCGGUCAUGUGGUAAGUCAACAGGGGAUUGUUGUGGAUCCUGCUAAAGUUAAGGCAGUAAUGAAUUGGGAGCGACCAGCUUCUGUGAUGAAGAUUAGGAGUUUUCUAGGCUUGGUGGGUUAUUAUCGGAGGUUUAUUAAAGGGUUUUCACAACUCGCUUUACCUUUAACUAAGCUGACUAGGAAGGAUACACAAUUUGUUUGGACUCCUGAGUGCGAGGAAAGCUUUCAAGUGUUGAAGCAGAGACUGAUCACGGCACCUAUAUUAGUGUUUUCCGAGCCGAGUGAACCAUUUGAAGUGUACUAUGAUGCAUCACUAAAGGGUCUGGGGUGCGUGUUGAAGCAGCACCGCAAGGUCAUGGCAUAUGCCUCACGGCAGUUAAGAUCGGAUGAAAUGAAUUAUCCGACUCACGACUUAGAACUUGCUGCCAUUGUGUUUGCUCUAAAGAUUUGA
Arachis duranensis is the source of this 744-nucleotide messenger RNA. RefSeq lists its product as uncharacterized. Lineage: Eukaryota; Viridiplantae; Streptophyta; Magnoliopsida; Fabales; Fabaceae. The transcript is spliced from 2 exons. The record is from RefSeq and is a predicted model, not a curated record. The coding region runs from base 1 to 744 and encodes 247 amino acids.